CGGCUCUGCUCUCCUCUCGUCUCUCGUCCCCUCUGCCCCUUUCUCCGUCUAGCUCCUGUGCGACUUGUAGGUGCUGCUGCUGCUGCUGCUGCUGGUGGUGCUGGGCUGCGUCUGCUUGGAGGGUGCUGUGCCAGGUCCGCUGCUUUGGCCUGUGGCUUAGUUGGGCGCGGGAUGGAUAGUAGAUGAAGAAGAGGUGGUGUGGUUGCUUUCGUUGGUUUGUCGGGGGCGCCUCAUCUGCGAGCCGAGAGGGAGGAAGAAAAGGGAAAGGAACAAGUGUAAGACGUUGUAGGUUGCCGAGGAGGGAGGAACGGAGGGGAGUGAGGGCUAUUACUAGAUUAUCACCACCGACAUCAACUUCUUCUAUCACCGUCACCCUCUGCUCCUCUGGUGCUGGUGCUUCUGCCGCAUGUCAGGUGAGAGGAGAGGUUGGUGCUUUUUCCAUCGCAUCCUCUCGCUGUAGAGAGUUGGGUCGUUGUUGUUGCUGGCAGCGGAGAGAGAGAGAGAGAGCGAGAGGUGCUUGCUUUCAUCUGCAGAGAGGGAGGCCGGGAGGGCGGAGCAGGAGGCACGGGGAGGGAGGAGGAGGAGGGGGAGAGAGGCAGAUUGUUUUCCUACGCAGCGCCCGAAGAGCGGAUUCCUUCUGUCUCCCUGCCGCCUUGUUUCGGGCACGGCACGCACGGACAGGAGACGACGAUAGGCGUUUUGGUCUUGUUUCUCUGGUGCAGGCCGCGGCCGAGCGACCUGGCAAUUGCUGACGAGUGCUCGUUUGUCCCCGACGACGACUAAUCUUCUACGCAGUGACCCGGUGCGCUUCGGGGGAGAUCGUACUUGAAUUGUGCUGCAGCGGGGAAGCCUAUUAGGGUUUGUAGUUGCGAUCUCAUGGAUGUCUGGAGACGCCGGAAUUGUUAGCUAACGCAAGCCACUUCUAUCCGUCGCGAGAGCUUCAAUACAGGUUGUGUCUGCUUGUGGUCGCACCUCGCAACUGUCGAGUUUCACUGCUGGAGCUUGUCGUGUACAAAAGAUACGAGAAAGCCUCGACUACGCAGGGGGAUGCGGGGGUGGAUUGGACCUGGUACUGGGACAGGGCCAGGUGGAGGACAGGUGAUCAUUAGGGUUACAGGAAGUAAGAAAAAGUGCGAGUAAAGGAGUGGAAAUGGUUUAGACAUAACAGCAGAUUUCACCUUCGGAUGCUCGGAACCCCCUUUGAGAGAUCGCGUAGGCACUGUCUGCGUACUGCGUUGAGGAUUUGGAGAAUCUUUCAGCUAGAGGGCUGGUCAUAAGUGCUCGGUAUCUUCUCCGAAGUUGAGCGAAUCGGAAUCAUUGGUCACUCAACGUUUCUUGUCAGCUGCGUUCAAGGAUCAAAGGGUCUCAGAUAUUGCACGGUUUUGGAAAAAAAUGUUUUGGCGCGUGGCAGGACUAUCUACCACCUCACCUGUCGAGUCUGUUCUUGACAAGGAAGUCUUCACCCUUGAAGAGCUUCUAGACGAGGAUGAGAUCAUCCAGGAAUGCAAGGCUCUUAACAGCCGCCUUAUCAAUUUCCUUCGAGGAAAGGUCCAGGUUCAGCAGAUGCUGCGCUACGUUAUCGAGGAUCCACCAGAAGGUGCAGAAAACAAGAGGGCGUUUAAAUUCCCCUUUAUUGCAUGUGAAGUUUUCACGUGUGAAAUCGAUGUAAUCUUUAAGACUCUUGGGGAAGACGAAGAGCUGAUGAAUAUGCUCUUUUCCUUCUUGGAUCCUAGUCGUCCUCACGGAACAUUGCUGGCUGGAUAUUUUAGCAAGGUUGUCGUUUGUCUACUGCUUAGGAAGACGGUCCUCGUGAUGCGAUAUCUGCGUUCUCAUCAGGAGAUUUUAAAAAAGCUGGUGGAUUUGAUUGGGAUCACAUCAAUUAUGGAGGUACUCGUGAGGCUUGUUGGAGCCGAUGAGCAUAUUUAUGCCUUUCAUGCUGAAGCGCUGCAAUGGCUGGCGGAUACAGACUUGCUAGAAAUGCUCGUGGAUAAACUUAGCCCUCCGCAUUCUUCAGAAGUACACGCCAAUGCUGCAGAGACUUUAUCGGCAGUUACGCGAAUUGCUCCAUCAGCGCUUGCCUCCAAGCUAGCCAGUCCAAUGUUUGUCGCCAGACUCUUCAACCAUGUCCUCGAGGAUCCAAGCUCGAAGUCCACUCUUAUUCAUUCGCUGUCGGUUUGUAUAUCUUUACUGGACCCGAAGAGGGCAGCCUCUGUAGCUGCAGCGCGAGGUCAGCAUCCAGCAGAGCCUGUUCCUACUGCGAACCCCGAGACCGUAGAAGGCAUGCUGCAACGGCUCGGUGAUCUGCUGAACAUCCUGGAUGUCUCAUCUGAUGAGAAUGUCUUACCGACGACUUAUGGACAUUUGAGGCCACCUUUAGGCAUCCACCGAUUGAAGAUUGUGGAGUUCAUUGCCGUUCUACUGCGAACGAACAGUGAAGGCGCCAGACAAGAACUCGUUCGGCUAGGGGCUAUUCAAAUCAUAUUGAAUCUAUUUUUUGAUUAUCCGUUCAACAAUAUGUUGCACCAUCAUGUCGAAAGCAUAUUAACUUCUUGCAUUGAGAGCAAUAGCCAAGCGCUUAUUGACCACCUCUUCAAAGAUUGUGAUUUUAUCUCCAGACUUGUCGCAGCAGAUGAGAACCCUUACGCACCGGACACCAGAACAGAGCCGAGGGCCAUCAGUAGAACACCUCCAAGGAUAGGCAACAUGGGACACCUGACAAGGCUUGCCAACAAAAUAGCUCACGCCGGAAACAACAAUCCACUUAUUCAAAAUCACCUCCAGGCUAAUCCAAGAUGGAAUGAGUGGCAGUCAACUGUUCUUCUAAACCGAAACAUGUUAGAGAAUGUUCAGCAAUGGACGUGCGGGCGACCAUCUCCCCAACCGGAACGCCCGGUGGACAGUGAUGAGGAUGAUAGAGAUACUUUUCGCGAUAGAGAUUAUGACAUUUCAACCAUGGCAAGAAAUUUAACCGGGGAAGUCUAUCGCUAUGGAAUGUUUGACAAUGAAGAUGUCGAAGAGGGCCAUGGUUCACUCGAAAGAGAUGAUGAGGAUGCCUAUUUCGACGACGAAUCGGCUGAAGUUGUAAUCUCGUCGCUGCGACUAGAAGAACAGGACAGUGCUCGCUCUAAGGACGGCAUGUUCGGCAACAAAAACUGGUUUGCGUUUCAAGAUGACAAUAGGUCUCAACAACCUUUGCCCAACUUUUUGAUAUCUCCACCAUCUCAGAGGGUUGAAGAUGAGCAAGUCACUAAUGCAGCGUCGCCCCCAAAUAACAGUGGUGGAAGUAGCAGCGAUGAUGAGGUGAUUGUUGGAGAGGGCGAGGAUCUUGUUGACACUGCGACUUCUGCAAAUGCACCAGCCACUGUCGGGCCUAGUUUCGAGGCACGUCGCGAAAAUGGGACUGGGCACGAUGAGGUAGAUUUGAGAGAGUCAACUAUCACCUCCGUAGAAGAUAUAUCUGAGCUGGAAAAAUUUGGCUUGUCAGACAACUUAUUCUCUAGUGAGCGUGGAGAAGGGAAUGUGGACUGGGAAGGUUUACGACAAAACUCUGCUCUCGAAGGAACGUCAGGACGGGACAUGGUUGGAGAAAAGACCUUAUUGGAAACUGAGACUGCUGCUUCAGAGCCUGGCGCAGCUGAAGCGAAGUUGGUAUCUCUCCCAGAGACUGAUGAUGAGCCCACGAGCAAUUCAGCGUCCUUGGGUGUUCCUUCAGAUGCGAAAAUAGUAGAAGAGAAUCAUGUUGAUGAUGAAGUGCAGAUGCCGUUGUUUGGCGGUAGACCAGUUAUUGGAGUCGAGGCAGAUGGAACUGCAAAAGCCAUGGAGAAAGCUUUGAAGGAAGGAAUUGUGGGAGAGGCGGCACCAAUUCUGCCCCACGAAAUUCUCGAGGACAAUAAUUUUGAUCCCAGGACGAAGGAAUUGGUCGGUAAUCCAAGUUUUAAUGAUGUUAAUUAUUGGCGUAGUGACUAUGACCAGUCUGUGGCUAAGGAAGAUCAGUUAUAGGAAAAUUUGGAGAGAGAGAGAAAGAGAGAGAGAGAGAGAGAGAGGGAGAGAGCGAGAGAGAGAGAGAGGGAGAGGGUAUUGCAUGUAGAAACUUUGUAAUCUUUAUGGGGACCUGGAGAUCCACAGGUUGUAGAAAGCACUGACUAGCUGUAGCUGUCUCAAUCUUUCAUUGGAGCACACGAGCUGGCUACUUGUUAAGGGUGUUGGAAGUCUAUGGUUACUGCCCCUGUUGAGAGCCAAGCUCAUGCUCUCAUUUGUUUUUUUUUUCCGGCCCUGUCAACCAAGCAUACCGGUGCCUUUUGACAAAUUCAGCCAGGAUUGGUGGGCUUGGCACUCCAUUCAUCUCCUUACCUUUGUCUUGUCUAGAGCGGGAAUAUCAGUCGAUAUCGGCAAAGUUGGUGCUAGUGGAUUCCCAUCAAUCAGCAUGGAGUAGUUGUAGUGAUGUAGGUAGGGUUAUUUCUCUCUGUGCUUUCUCUACUUUCCUGUCAGGCGUCAUAGGAGGGCCGUCUCCGGAUACAGCUUUACUCUUGGUCACAAUUUUUUUUGUGAGGAAUGAAACAGAGAGGCAGUGGGGCCUUCAAGAACUAUGCACAUGUAACACAAACUGCAAGUGGUAAGGAAAUCGGCAAGGUCCCCUUGUUGAUUUGAGUGUUUAUCAGGUCAUGUUCUUUGCUUGUGAUAUAAAGGUCAUCAAUUACUUUCGAGUGG
Messenger RNA from Marchantia polymorpha subsp. ruderalis, 4707 nucleotides. NCBI's taxonomy places the organism in Eukaryota, Viridiplantae, Streptophyta, Marchantiopsida, Marchantiales, Marchantiaceae. The record is from the annotation of a GenBank genome assembly.